Messenger RNA from Coregonus sp. 'balchen', 5671 nucleotides. NCBI's taxonomy places the organism in Eukaryota, Metazoa, Chordata, Actinopteri, Salmoniformes, Salmonidae. The record is from the annotation of a GenBank genome assembly.
CACCUGACCUAUGAAAACGUGGCGCGUUGGCUGAAGGAGCUGAGAGACCAUGCAGACAGCAACAUCGUCAUCAUGCUGGUCGGCAACAAGAGUGACCUGCGCCACCUCAGGGCUGUGCCCACCGACGGGGCGCGGGCAUUCGCAGGUCAGUACAGAACCAACCUGGUCUGGUUUCAGAUGUAUUUGCGCAGGUCUGGCAUCAGGCUAGUACCAACCGUGCCUCCGAACUCCCACAGAAAGAGGUCUAGGAGUAGUGGUGUUAACCUUUUCCUUACCCAUGAGUGGCUGUUAGUGAUCAUGGUUUGCUUAUCCACUUACUGUAGUGUAAUAGGAAGACGUCUCUGUAAUGUAAUAGGAAGGCGUCUCUGUAAUGUAAUAGGAAGACGUCUCUGUAAUGUAAUAGGAAGGCGUCUCUGUAAUGUAAUAGGAAGACGUCUCUGUAAUGUAAUAGGAAAGGGGGGGGACGUCUCUGUAGUGUAAUAGGAAGACGUCUCUGUAAUGUAAUAGGAAGACGUCUCUGUAUGUAAUAGGAAGACGUCUCUGUAAUGUAAUAUGGACGACGUUCUCUGUAAUGUAAUAGGAAGACGUCUCUGUAAUGUAAUAGGAAGACGUCUCUGUAAUGUAAUAGGAAGACGUCUCUGUAUGUAAUAGGAAGACGUUCUCUGUAAGUUGUAAUAGGCAAGACGUCUCUGUAGUGUAAUAGGAAGACGUCUCUGUAGUGUAAUCGGAAGACUUCUCUGUAGUGUAAUAGGAAGACGUCUCUGUAAUGUAAUAGGAAGACGUCUCUUAAUGUAAUAGGAAGACGUCUCUGUAAUGUAAUAGGAAGACGUCUCUGUAAUGUAAUAGGAAGACGUCUCAAUGUAAUAGGAAGACGUCUCUGUAAUGUAAUAGGAGACGUCUUCUUAAUGUAAUAGGAAGACGUCUCUGUAAUGUAAUAGGAAGACGUCUCUGUAUGUAAUAGGAAGAACGUUCUCUGUAUUGUAUAGGAGAGUCUCUGUAAUGAUAGGAAGACGUCUCUGUAAUGUAAUAGGAAGACGUUCUACUGUAAUGUAAUAGGAAGACGUCUCUGUAAUGUAAUAGGAACACGUCUCCUGUAAUGUAUAGGAACACGUCUCUGUAAUGUAAUAGGAAGACGUCUCUGUAGUGUAAUAGGAAGACGUCUCUGUAGUGUAAUAGGAAGACGUCUCUGUAGUGUAAUAGGAAGACGUCUCUGUAAUGUAAUUGAAGACGUCUCUAAUGUAAUAGGAAGACGUCUCUGUAAUGUAAUAGGAAGACGUCUCUGUAAUGUAAUAGGAAGACGUCUCUGUAAUGUAAUAGGAAGAACGUCUCUGUAAUGUAAUAGGAAGACUUCUCUGUAAUGUAAUAGGAAGACGUCUCUGUAAUGUAAUAGGAGACGUCUUCUGUAAUGUAAUAGGAAAGACGUCUCUGUAAUGUAAUAGGAAGACGUCUCUGUAAUGUAAUAGGAAGACGUCUCUGUAAUGUAAUAGGAAGACGUCUCUGUAAUGUAAUAGGAAGACGUCUCUGUAAUGUAAUAGGAAUACGUCUCUGUAAUGUAUAGGAAGACGUCUCUGUAAUUUAAUAGGAAGACGUCUCUGUAGUGUAAUAGAAGACGUCUCGUAGUGUAAAUAGGAAGACGUCUCUGUAGUGUAAUAGGAAACGUCUCUGUAGUGUAAUAGGAAGACGUCUCUGUAAGGUUAAUAGGAAGACGUCUCUGUAAUGUAAUAGGAAGACGUCUCUGUAAUGUAAUAGGAAGACGUCUCUGUAAUGUAAUAGGAAGACGUCUCUGUAAUGUAAUAGGAAGACGUCUCUGUAAUGUAAUAGGAAGACGUCUCUGUAAUGUAAUAGGAAGACGUCUCUGUAAUGUAAUAGGAAGACGUCUCUGUAAUGUAAUAGGAAGACGUCUCUGUAAUGUAAUAGGAAGACGUCUCUGUAAUGUAAUAGGAAGACGUCUCUGUAAUGUAAUAGGAAGACGUCUCUGUAAUGUAAUAGGAAGACGUCUCUGUAAUGUAAUAGGAAGACGUCUCUGUAAUGUAAUAGGAAGACGUCUCUGUAAUGUAAUAGGAAGACGUCUCUGUAAUGUAAUAGGAAGACGUCUCUGUAAUGGAAGAGGAAGACGUCUCUGUAAUGGAAGAGGACGAUGUCUUAAAGAUUUGCAUAAUGGUAGAGACCUCAACGCAGUAGUGAUUGACAUGGUUUACUGUUUCCCUCUGUCCCUCAGAGAAGAACGGUUUGUCUUUCCUGGAGACUUCAGCCCUGGACUCUACUAACGUGGAGACAUCCUUCCAGACCAUUCUGACUGGUGAGUGGUCCUCUCUUGCUCUGUCUGUGUGUGCAUUGAUUGAUUCUGUGAUAUAAGGUUGAAUAAAGUCAUUAUAUUUGAAAUGGGCUGUAUUGUUUUAUGGCACAGGGUUUAGGGGGGCCAGAGAAAGAGAGACCAGACCAGUGGUUGUGUGUUAGGGUGAUUAUCUCCACUGGGCCAGGGGCCAAUGGUCUUCCAGAAUACCUAAUCACAGCUGAGAGACAGGGGCCAAUGGUCUUCCAGAAUACCUAAUCACAGCUGAGAGACAGGGGCCAAUGGUCUUCCAGAAUACCUAAUCACAGCUGAGAGACAGGGGCCAAUGGUCUUCCAGAAUACCUAAUCACAGCUGAGAGACAGGGGCCAAUGGUCUUCCAGAAUACCUAAUCACAGCUGAGAGACAGGGGCCAAUGGUCUUCCAGAAUACCUAAUCACAGCUGAGAGACAGGGGCCAAUGGUCUUCCAGAAUGCCUAAUCACAGCUGAGGGCCAGAUGGUCUUCCUGAAUACCUAAUCACAGCUGAGGGCCAGAUGGUCUUCCUGAAUACCUAGUCACAGCUGAGGGCCGGGGGCCAGAUUGUCUUCCUGAAUACCUAAUCACAGCUGAGGGCCAGAUGGACUUCCUGAAUACCUAGUCACAGCUGAGGGCCAGAUGGUUUUCCUGAAUACCUAGUCACAGCUGAGGGCCAGAUGGUUUUCCUGAAUACCUAAUCACAGCUGAGGGCCAGAUGGUCUUCCUGAAUACCUAAUCACAGCUGAGAGACAGGGGCCAGAUGGUCUUCCUGAAUACCUAAUCACAGCUGAGAGACAGGGGCCAGAUGGUCUUCCUGAAUACCUAAUCACAGCUGAGAGACAGGGGCCAGAUGGUCUUCCUGAAUACCUAAUCACAGCUGAGGGCCGGGGGCCAGAUGGUCUUCCUGAAUACCUAGUCACAGCUGAGAGACAGGGGCCAGAUGGUCUUCCUGAAUACCUAGUCACAGCUGAGAGACAGGGGCCAGAUGGUCUUCCUGAAUACCUAAUCACAGCUGAGAGACAGGGGCCAGAUGGUCUUCCUGAAUACCUAGUCACAGCUGAGAGACAGGGGCCAGAUGGUUCCUUCCUGAAUACCUAGUCACAGCUGAGAGAUAGGGGCCAGAUGGUCUUCCUGAAUACCUAGUCACAGCUGAGAGACAGGGGCCAGAUGGUCUUCCUGAAUACCUAGUCACAGCUGAGAGACAGGGGCCAGAUGGUCUUCCUGAAUACCUAGUCACAGCUGAGAGACAGGGGCCAGAUGGUCUUCCUGAAUACCUAAUCACAGCUGAGAGACAGGGGCCAGAUGGUCUUCCUGAAUACCUAGUCACAGCUGAGAGACAGGGGCCAGAUGGUCUUCCUGAAUACCUAGUCACAGCUGAGAGACAGGGGCCAGAUGGUCUUCCUGAAUACCUAGUCACAGCUGAGAGACAGGGGCCCAGAUGGUCUUUCCUGAAUACCUAGUCACAGCUGAGAGACAGGGGCCAGAUGGUCUUCCUGAAUACCUAGUCACAGCUGAGAGACAGGGGCCAGAUGGUCUUGAUGAGGUCUGAUGUGAGGCUCCUCCAGAAGUCCACUUCCUCUAACUAACAAGACGUGACUAUAAUACAGAACCAGCCCAGAGUUCUUUCCUUAAUCAUCAUCUUAGCGUGAUUCCUUCCAUCCGAUCUCCUCGCCUCCUUCUCAAAACCCAUUGGAGUAGAUCGUCAGAAGGGAGGGUCCUUGGAUCUUCUCCUCCAAUACGAUUGCGAAGGAGGCAAGUAAUGAGGAAUCAAGAAAAGACAAUAGAGAAGGAGCCUUGGUCCACUGCUCUGCUCUGCUGUGGACCAACUCCCUUCCUCUGGUCCCUGCCCUGCCUGCACUAAGACUCACAGUGUAGUCAAACAAUAAAUGUUUCAAAGGGAAAGCUAUCCGAUUCUAUCUAGUGAUUGUGUUAGAUAAGCUUCCUGUUUAAACUGUGAGUAAAGUACUGCAGCAACAUGGUAAUCUCCCCCCUGUCUGUCUCCCUCUCUCCCACCUGUCUCUCUCCCUCUCCCCCCUGUCUGUCUCCCUCUCCCCCCUGUCUGUCUCCCUCUCUCUCUCCCCUGUCUGUCUCCCUAUCUCUCCUGUCUGUCUCCCUAUCUCUCCUGUCUGUCUCCCUAUCUCUCUCCCCUGUCUGUCCUCCCUCUCUCUCUCUCUCUCUCCCCUGUCUGUCUCCCUCUCUCUCUCUCUCUCUCCCCUGUCUGUCUCUCUCUCUCUCUCUCCCCUGUCUGUCUCCCUCUCUCCCACCUGUCUGUCUCCCUCUCUCUCUCCCCUGUCUGUCUCCCUCUCUCUCUCCCCUGUCUUUCUCCCUCUCUCCUCCUGUCUGUCUCCCUCUCUCCCCUGUCUGUCUCCCUCUCUCCUCCUGUCUGUCUCCCUCUUUCCUCCUGUCUGUCUCCCUCUCUCCCCUGUCGGUCUCCCUCUCUCCUCCUGUCGGUCUCCCUCUCUCCUCCUGUCGGUCUCCCUCUCUCCUCCUGUCUGUCUCCCUCUCUCCCCUGUCGGUCUCCCCUCUCUCCUCCUGUCUGUCUUCCCUCUUCCCUACUGUCGGUCUCCCUCUCUCUCCUCCUGUCUGUCUCCCUCUCUCCCCCUUGUCUGUCUCCCUCUCUCCUCCUGUCUUCCACAUCCCCCUCUCUCCUCCUGUCUUGCUCCCUCUCCCCCCUGUCUGUCUCCCUCUUCCUCCUGGUCUGUCUCCCUCUCUCCUCCUGUCUUCCACAUCCCCCUCUCUCCUCCUGUCUGUCUCCCUCUCCCUCCUGUCUGUCUCCCUCUCUCCUCCUGUCUGUCUCCCUCUCUCCUCCUGUCUUCCACAUCCCCUUCUCUCCUCCUGUCUGUCUCCCUCUCCCCCCUGUCUGUCUCCCUCUCUCCUCCUGUCUGUCUCCUCUCUCCCUCCUGUCUCUCUCCUUCUUCUCUCCUGUCUGUCUCCCUCUCCUCCUGUCUUCCACAUCCCCCUCUCUCCUCCUGUCUGUCUCCCUCUCCCCCUGUCUGUCUCCCUCUCUCCUCCUGUCUGUCUCCCUCUCUCCCUCCUGUCUCUCUCCUUCUCUCCUCCUGUCUGUCUCCCUCUCCCCCCUGUCUGUCUCCCUCUCUCCUCCUGUCUGUCUCCCUCUCUCCCUCCUGUCUGUCUCCUUCUCUCCUCCUGUCUGUCUCCCUCUCCCCCCUGUCUGUCUCCCUCUCUCCUCCUUGUCUGUCUCCCUCUCUCCUCCUGUCUUCCACAUCCCCCUCCCUCCCUGCAGAAAUCUAUCGCAUCGUGUCUCAGAAACAGAUGUCGGACCGGCAAGACAACAACAUGUCGCCUAGCAACAACGUGGUCAACAUCCAGGUGCAGCCGACGGAGAAUAAACCAAAGAUGCAGUGU